Molecule: messenger RNA, 1607 nt
Organism: Centruroides sculpturatus (bark scorpion)
Lineage: Eukaryota; Metazoa; Arthropoda; Arachnida; Scorpiones; Buthidae
Exons: 2
Coding region: 286-1437 (383 amino acids)
Source: RefSeq, a predicted model, not a curated record
GACACUGUGUUCUUGAACCACGUGUUAGUGACCUGCAUGUGCUUUUUCACCAUUUUUUUGUGUUUUUUUUUUUGGCCUUUACUAUUGCUCUGGAGUAAGUUGGUACUAGUUUUGUUGUUUUCUGUGCUCUGGAUCAGCACAGAAUGGUGUUAGUUAGAUCAAUGGGUUAAUCUUUACUUACGUGGACUGUCAUGGCCUGCUUUCCGGAAUGUCAACAGCAUUCAUCUUUCGAAGUAAAUUUGAAUAAUUUUAUCAUCUGUUUUUCGCUUUUGGCUGUCUUUCGCAAUGGGUGUUAGUGAAUGGACGUCGCUUGAUUUUUUUCGAUGCUUAGAUUCGCAGUUUCCAGAGUUAGAUGUUGACAAGAGAAUUUCAUCUGAUGUUAAAUUUGCUAUUAAGUUCAGCCUACAACCUGUUGAUGCUGAUUGCAACAAAUGCGAUGGUCAGCGGAAACUGUUAUUUAGAAAAGACACUGAUUUUAUUUAUUUUAGAUGCUACAAAUGUAAGACAAACAGUUUACCUCUUGAAGGAACCUUUAAAGGUAAAUUCGGAAAGAAUUCGUGGGCCACUAUUUUUUCAUUCAUAUGGCAUCUUAUUUGCAUCGAGUGCUCGUUGAGUGCCACGUGUUUGGCGGUAGGAGUGAGUUCAAGAACGGCUACUGACUGGGGAAAUUUCAUAAGACAUGCAAUGAUGAUUUCCUUGCACAAUUUAACAAAAAUUAAAAUAGGAGGACCUGGUAAGAUUGUUGAGGUCGAUGAAAUUGUUGUAAGUAAAAGGAAGAAUAAAAAAGGGAGGAAAUUGAAAGGAACUUGGGUUGUAGGUGGAAUAUGCCAAGAGGACAAAUCAUGUUUCCUGUGCCAAGUAAAAGAUAGGUCUGAAGCAAGCCUUAAUUGGGUUGUUAAUACAUUUGUUCAUUCUGGAACCAUUGUCUACACAGAUGAAUGGAAGGAUUACACUCAUAUAGACGAUUUACAAGGACUCGAUAUUCAUCAUGAAACAGUAAAGCAUGCUGAAAAUUUUGUUAAUCCUGUUACGGACAUCCAUACUCAAAGUAUUAAACAAUUGUGGGGUUGUUUAAAGAACAAAAAGAACCUUCCAAUUCAUUAUACCGACGAUCUGUGUGAUUCUUAUUUAUAUGCCUUUAUGUAUAAAAAGCUUUUGAAAUGGGAAACAUUAAAACCAGGAGAACGAUUCGAAUUGUUUCUUCAUCAUUUAAGUAAGAUUCAUCCUGGAGCCAGUCGUGUGCCAAUAUGGAAGGAACCAGAAACUGUUCCCACAGCCCCAAAAGCUAUCACCAAGAAGGAAAAUGUAAAGAGAAAAAAAGAAGAAAUGUGUGUUAAAAGCAAAGGGAAAGAAUCAACUGAAUUAACAAAGCAGGAUGCCCCUACUGAUGUCAGAGAAUCUAGUUCUAUGUACAAGAAGCAUAAUAAAAUGGAGUAAAACUAUAUUAAUCUUAAUUAUGGAGAGUGAAUUUCAACAGAGUUUCAAUAUAAGGAAUAAUUUUGGUUGUAAUAAUGCAAUAGGUAAGAUGAUUAAGACUUCUAAUCCCUAUAAUAUAUUUUAUAGCUAUGUCCAUGUAAGGGAAAUGUUAACUUGAUAACAUUUGAUAA